This is a messenger RNA of Phaedon cochleariae (mustard beetle), 4302 nucleotides long. NCBI's taxonomy places the organism in Eukaryota, Metazoa, Arthropoda, Insecta, Coleoptera, Chrysomelidae. The record is from the annotation of a GenBank genome assembly.
AUGGCUGCAGUGGUUAGCCAUGCAAUGCGACGGUUUCCGACUUCACCAUCGGACACCCCGUAUUCGUCCUGCAGAUUUAAAGGCGGCAGUAGUAGCCGUAGCGAAGGUUCAAGCGCUCUCUCGCGCUCCAUGCGGUACGCGGAUCCCUGGCUGUACGGCAGCGUGCAGAGCGGGGGCGUCGCGACGCCGGGCGCCUUCCUGCUGACGCCGGCGUUCGCGCUGUGCGCCUGCGCCCCGGAUUGUUCCGGUGGCGGCGGAACGAAGCGGGCCGCCAAGAAGACGCAGCAGACGACGUGCAAAAAGUGCAAAGGCACUAGGCUACCCGUAUCGGCGUUGGACUCGAAAUUCGGCACGGUGAGAUGCUACCCCACCACCGUCCUGGCGACCAAUCCUGCGCCUGCGCGCGCCGGCACCGUCCGCGUCACCUCCUGCCACGCCAGACCGACCAUCCUGCCGCCUCCAGCCGCCUCCAACGCCGCCUGCGACCCUUACGACCUGGUGCGCCGCUCCCGGUUGACGGGGGCGGUAGAAAACCCUUCGAGCGGGUUCAGGGUACGAUCGGUGUCGCCGAGAGAGGCCAGGAAUCACGGGAUAGGUGGUGACCACCAAGACCCCUACAUCACUCCCAUUGGCCGUCGCUCCAUCCUGGAGUGCGACAUCAACCCCUACGAGCUAGUCUCCCCUGACUCUUCCACUGGCCCACAGCCCAGCAUCACCCUGGUCAAUGGCCAAAGGAUCCGCGUCAGACCUUCCAGCAAUGAUGAAGACUUCGAGGACAACCAGAGGUACGAGGACGUCCAGUUGAGGCUGUCUUCGCCUGCCAAAUCCAUGGCCAAAACACAGAAAACAAGUUUGAAGACGGUUGCUAAGAGGCCCAGCUCGAUGCCUGCAAUUACGAAGGAGAGGCAUGGAGAUAAUAAGCAACAAACGAAUAAUGGCCCCACGUCUAAAUCGAGAACCAAAACUAAUUCGCUUCAAGAGAGCGGCAACGACUACUACAACUGCCAGUUCAAAUCCAUCUUGAAGAAAUCCUCCAUUUACGAUGACGUAGAAUCAGAUGAAGUUGUCCAAACAAGAAGUCCUUCGCCUGUCAAACGAAAAGGAUCUCAAUUUUAUAUUCCUAUGCCCUCAUCGCCCGGUGUUGGGGCCAAGAAGAAAGUUCAAUUUCUCGUCGAAAGCGACGCAACAGGCAAUGACAACAACAUUCCCGGUGGAAAAACUGCCGAUGAAAUUGAAUGUAGCAGUGAAGACGAUGAGGUUUUUGAAAAAGAAGUUGAAUGUAAGGAGGUACAAAAUACACCCGAAAAUGAGACCAUUAGAAGACCACCUGCUUUAUACAGAAGCUUUAGCGACAGAAUACGAAGAGAAGAAUCCAAAGUCAAUUUCAACGAUACCAUGGCCCUCCGUUGUCUCAAACAGAGAAGGAACCUGCCAAUAGACUUCUCCGAUCUCGACAGACUCGACGGCACAGUCCGUAAAGCCAUCAGGAAAGUCAGUCCAAGACCUAAUGUCCCACCACCACCACCACCUCCACCUCCAAAACAAGAAAAAUAUGAAUCUAAUUCGACCCCAUCAAGUGAAAAAGUUGAGGCACCACAAGUUAAUCAGGAAGAAACACUUUCCAAUGGGUUGGAAAAACCUGAUGAAGUCACUUCGAUGGAAAAGCUCGACAGAUGUAUCAAUGGUGACAUAACAGUUCCAGUUCCUAUCCAAACAGAUCCUCCUUCAGUUCCUCCUAGAAAAAGAAGCAACAACAAACAGCCCACCGUGAACACCGUUCAAAUCGAAGCCCCAAUGAAUAAAACUAUCGUCAGGAUAAGCAGCCCGCCAGCAGUACACAAACUCCAAAUAAAAAACGAUUACUCCGAGACUGUAGCAGUUCCCUCCUUGUCAAUCAUAGAGAACUCUCAAAGAAAAACGUCGAUCUUAAUCAAUGGAGACGAUUGUUACUCCACAGUGAACGUAGGCGACUCAGUGCCACUCUAUCAGUCCUCUGUGGUUGUCAAAGACACGCCAGCUUCCAAGCAGAAGAAGUGCAGCAGUAUCUACAUAACAGGAGCGUUCACCCAGCACGAAAACCUCCCUAGUUCCUCAGAAAAAGAUCCUGCUGAACUAGACACAGCGACAAAUGAUGUUAAAGACAUCACAUCAGAGACGGUAACUUCUUCAGAGCUGUUGACUGAACUGUUGAGGGACCCUGUGGAGGCCGUACGUCGCAACUUGGUACCUCACGUCUGCGGCAAGUCAGAUGUGUCUAGGAGACCGCGCGACAAGAAAACGGUACACCAUAGCAAAUUCCCUCCAGGCUGCAAGAAAGACGCUGGGAUGUCAGAGGAUAGAAAUAAGAUGUCGAGCUCGUUCGAAGAGUCGCUGUUCAAGAUGUCGCCCUACGAGACCGUUUGCGACGACUUGUCAUCAGAGCACAGUUCCUCCACGCAGUACGAGUUCAUGGACGCCGGCUCGGAUUGUUAUACGGACAACAGUAACAGGAGUUCGAUAACGGAAGAGGAAUUGGCCAAUAGGACGAAGUUUUACGAGCUGCUGGCGGAGUCGAGUGCCGUGGAGGUGACGGAGAACGAAGACCAUCUGUACGAGUGCAUCAAGAUCAGCAACGAUCCGAUUUAUGAGGAGAUCGAGAUCCCGCCACCGUUGCCCAGCAAUCCGCCGCCUGCUAGUCUGGUCGAUGAUCUCAAUUUGGAUAAGGAGUUCACCACAAGGUCCAUCUUCGAGGGAGCCUCCAAAUACGACAUCCUCAGCUACCUGGUGGACGCCAAAGAGCGAGGCAUCGUCCAAGAAGACCACCCCUUCACCUACAACUUCUCCCACCACAACCACCAAAACCAAACGGAAGAAGACAUCCGCACCAUCAGCGAUUCCAGCGAAGACAACUCCUUGAUCAUCUCCGGAGCUCUCAUAGACGAAAAAGCCACUUUCCAGAAGACAGCUGAAAUCGAAAGGAACGAUUCCGGAGUGGGCUCGGAAACCAGCAAAAGCUCCUUCAGCAAGUACAGGAGCAAACCGGAGCUCUGUUUUCCCUGCGAAGACUGCGAAGCAAUCCUAGACAGCAAACUGGAAAUAGAAGCUUCCUUGUGCAGAAAGUGCUCGAAGAAAAGAUCCGAACGCAAAGAAAUCAUAACAGAGAUAGUGGAGACCGAGGAAAAAUACAGUAGGGACCUGCAAAUCAUCCUGGAAGAGUUCUACCAGCCUAUGCUGGUGGCAGGACUGUUAACACCUGAUCAGCUCUCGGCUAUCUUCCUCAACGUGGAAGAACUCCUGGAAAACAGCCAAGCCUUGGCAGAGAAGCUCAGGGAUGCAGUGGAGAUAGCCACGGAGCAAGGCGAUGAAGAUUUGCUUACUGUUAAUACGGGGAAACUCUUUCUGGAAGCCAUACCGAUGCUGCACGCCUUCGAAACUUACUGUGUACGACAAGGCAGUGCCAGCCUCCUAUUGGCCAGCCUCGAGAAGGACAAAGAACUACUCAGGAUCUUUCUGAGAGUGUCGCAAAUGGAGAACGCCAUGCUGCGGCGCAUGAACCUUAACUCCUUUCUCAUGGUUCCCGUCCAAAGGGUCACCAAGUACCCGCUCCUGCUAGCCAGACUCUACAAGGUCACUCCGGCGCACCUGCACAACAAAAAUGAGUUGAAGGAGGCCCAGCACAAGAUAGAGUUGCACCUCAAUCACAUGAACUCCGAGACCAAGGACGUGCCGAGCAAGCUAUGGAGGAGGAUAGGUAGCAGUUCGGGCAGGAGGUCCAGCGCCGAAAUGGAUCUGGUGAACAUCAAAUUGAGGAAGAUCGCUGUCGAUGUUCUGGAAUGGAACCAUGAGGAGGCGCGGUUCGCGUUGGAGGGGAAGCUGCUGUUCACGCAGCCGACUGACAAUAAUUGGAGGAGGGGCAGGACCAUCAAGUUGACGCCUGUCAACGCGCUGCUGGUCGUCAACGGAAAGCCGAUUUCGAGCAAAACGACCGACAGGCCGGACGAAAACGGCCUCGUAUUUUCGAGACACGGAGCGAGAGAAGCGGCCCUCUUAUUGGUCAGAGACAAGAACGGUCGAUAUUCCCUCCUGAGGGAACCUCUUUAUCUGGAUCGAUGUGUGAUAGCGGCAGAUCCGGCGUGGCAAAGCUACUUCGAAGUACAGGAAUUAUUGGGAAGAGACACAUUCAUAUUUAAGGCUGAAGGUGAGGAUCAAACGAACAUCUGGUACAAACAAUUGCAGUUUUUCGCUCAAGGAAUGGGCGCAUGGAGAAAACGAAGAAACGCUCUUGCCAACAUAAUGAUUAACGGAAUGGGUUUACGAUCAUAA